AUGAGUAAAGACACAUCGCAGUUAGGUUAUCAUACAGUUGAAGAUUAUGAUAGACUUCUUGGUGAGGGUCAGUGUGCCUCAAGUUAUGUUGGCCAACAUGGUAAGGAUAUCUACAAUCAACCAAGAAGUACGCUAACUGAAGCAGAUACUAAAAACAUUGGGAUGAGAAAGUUUCAAACAGGAGAAAGAGAUUUGGAUUUUGGAUACCAUGGUGUUAGCGAUUAUAAUAAAAUCCUUGGGGAAGGCCAGGAUGAUUAUGCCGAAGGUGACUACAUGAACUUGUUUCAUAAGCAGCAAGAACUAAAACAUAAACAGGGACAGAAGCAACAGUAUCCUCCCACACAUUUAUACCGUAAAGAUGAAGCUAACAAUUAUCCAGCCAUGGAUUCACAACAAUAUCAGCAAGAGACAUAUGAUAAAGAACAAGACAACAUCGAAUCUAAUGUCCAAAUUCCAGGAUGUGGGCAGGCAAAUCCACGGGAAAAACAACAUCAUUAUGUUUCCAACCAGUUUCAACCAACCGCAAUGUUACAAGCAAGAAAAAUGGAUGAUAGCCAUAUUCCUGUAGGAUCAGUAGAUACAAGUUGUCCUGGAUUUGAAGGAAAGGGUCAUCACACUCCAAUUCCAGGUGCCGGUCAAAUGAGUUCUCAACCAGGAUAUCAUCAUAUCAAUCCCUUUCAUUUAGUGAAAAAUUCCACCACUGAUAACAAUAAUAGCAAGAUUAUGGAUAUGGAAUAUGCAUACAAGGGGAAUGCUUCUGGAGAAGAGGCUAUUCCAAGAACAAUGAAGCAAGAACAUGUCACUAACACCCAAGGAAAUACAACAACUCCAAGUCAUGUGGAAACACCACACCAUCAGAGUCUAUUUAGUAGAUUGAAGAAAACUAUAAGUAGAUGA
Messenger RNA from Arxiozyma heterogenica, 897 nucleotides. RefSeq lists its product as uncharacterized. The coding region runs from base 1 to 897 and encodes 298 amino acids. The transcript has a single exon. NCBI's taxonomy places the organism in Eukaryota, Fungi, Ascomycota, Saccharomycetes, Saccharomycetales, Saccharomycetaceae. The record is from RefSeq and is a predicted model, not a curated record.